Messenger RNA from Coffea arabica (coffee), 1389 nucleotides. Its product is annotated as protein NRT1/ PTR FAMILY 5.10-like. Gene Ontology annotation, molecular function: transmembrane transporter activity. Gene Ontology annotation, cellular component: membrane. NCBI's taxonomy places the organism in Eukaryota, Viridiplantae, Streptophyta, Magnoliopsida, Gentianales, Rubiaceae. The record is from RefSeq and is a predicted model, not a curated record. Gene Ontology annotation, biological process: transmembrane transport.
AUGAAAUAUCUAUCUUCAAACCAUAUAGAAAAUGUCUCAUUUGCAUAUGGCAUUCUUAAUGAUGAAUGGAACGAACAGGGACUCGGCUUUUCGACCCUAGCAGUUGAACUUAUUUCAAACAAUCAAGAAACGAGCAGGAUUGCAGCUGUCCCAUCUACUGAACUGCAAGUUUUAUUUUUCGUCUCGCUAUACUUGGUAGCAUUGGCGCAAGGAUAUCAAUCCACCAUACAAGUCUUCGGAGCUGAUCAAUUUGAUCGACAACAUCAAGAAGAAAGCAAAGCCAAUACCUCAUUUUUCAAUUGGUGGCUUUUUGGAUUGUCUUUAGGUGUUGCUUUAGCAUAUCUGAUCUUACCCUACAUUCAAGAAAAUAUAGGGUGGGGAAUUGGUUUUGGAAUUCCAUGUCUAGCAAUGGUAAUUGGGCUCAUCCUACUUUUACUGGGACAUAGAACUUACCGCUUUGCUAUUAGAAGAGAUGAUACAUGCCCUUGCUCGUAUGAAGACGAUCAAGAAGCUUCGCAAAAUAAUCCUCAACAAAUCAUUCAAGCUCACGAGUUUCUCAACAAAGUUUUGCAUGCAAAGAAAGAUGAUACAAAGGACAAUAUCAUCUCAGGUUCCUCCAGGAGUAAGCAUACAGAAGUAAAGAAAGCUCUAAAGCUGCUCCCCAUAUGGUCUUCUUGUUUAAUGUACGCAAUUGCCUGGGCACAAGUUCCCACAUUUUUUACCAAGCAAGCAACCGGAGUGGACAAAUCAAUAGGGCAAAGCUUCAAUAUCCCAUCAGCUUCCCUUCGGGUGUUCAUCCCACUUACGACAAUGUGCUGCACUCCAAUAUAUGACCGAGUCUUUGUGCCAUUAGCAAGAAUUGUGACAGAAAAUCCCUCGGGAAUAACGGAAUUCCAGAGAAUAAAAAUCGGGAUGACAAUAUCUGUACUGGAUAUGGUUAUUGCAGCUCUAGUUGAGAAGAAAAGACUUGGAAUUGCUCAAGAAUAUGGUCUAAUUGAUAUCCCAAAUUCAACAGUUCCUAUGAGUUUCUGGUUGUUGGUGCCUCAAAAUAUGUUGUGUUCAAUAGCAUAUGUGUUCACCAUUGUGGGAAUGCAGAAGUUUUUCUAUGAUCAGGUACCUACAGAAUUAAGAAGCAUUGGCCUCUCUCUUUCUUUUGGUGCACUUGGAGUAGGGAACUUCUUAAGCAGCUUGCUCAUAUAUGUCAUUGAUGAAAUAACAAGUCAAAAUGGAAGGGAUAGUUGGUUUUCUAACAACUUGAAUCGAGCACAUCUUGAUUAUUUCUAUUGGCUUCUUGCUGGACUAGGUUUCCUAGGUCUAGUAGCCUUUGCCUUCUUAGAAAAAUCGUUCUCUAAGGAAAAUAUUAGUCUUGAAAGGACUGCUCAAGCAUAA